This is a messenger RNA of Alosa sapidissima (American shad), 3653 nucleotides long. RefSeq names its product zinc finger protein 586-like. Gene Ontology annotation, cellular component: nucleus. NCBI's taxonomy places the organism in Eukaryota, Metazoa, Chordata, Actinopteri, Clupeiformes, Clupeidae. The record is from RefSeq and is a predicted model, not a curated record. The coding region runs from base 547 to 2208 and encodes 553 amino acids. Gene Ontology annotation, molecular function: RNA polymerase II cis-regulatory region sequence-specific DNA binding; DNA-binding transcription factor activity, RNA polymerase II-specific. The transcript is spliced from 3 exons. Gene Ontology annotation, biological process: regulation of transcription by RNA polymerase II.
UACGUCAUUGUUCUGCGACCAAUCUAACAGUGAUGUAAACCAAGAAAACUUUACGUGUCUGUCGAUCUUCUAGCAUCGAACAAAGGAAUAAUUGAUAGCUGUAGGAUCAGUUUGAUUUCAAGUAAUCAGCUUUGACAAAUUAUCUUUAACUAAAACGAGCUGACAGCUGGUCAAAAAGAGUGGGUAUAAGGUUAGCGUGCAAAUUUAAAGUGCAUCGCUAGUAACAACCAACCCCGGUAGGAAAUCCACACGUUUUCUCUGCUAGUUGCUUUAACGUCACUUGGUGUUUAUCAGUAUAGUAAGAUACUUGCUGUAGAAUAGCCUUUGAUGAGCAAACAUGCAUUGUUAAAAAAUAGGAAGAGUCCUUGCAGAAUAAGGCUGAGUUAGCUGGUUGAUAGCCAGCCUUAGCGAAACAGGCUCUUCCCAUAGGUCGCUUGGUUAUCGUUGCCUGUCACAGUCCUGUUCAAAACUGAAGUGGAGCUAUCGGUUAUUUGACAAGCAGGCUACCAACAGGAGCCGCCACCAUCACUCCGUUUGACCAGGCGCAUGGAUCUGUCAACAUCAGCAUCUUCGGUGAGAUCACCCGAUUCUCACUGUAGCAGCGUGGUGGACCAUAAAUCACUGCGUGUUCCGUUCACUGAUUUAGCGGGCAGCGAGAAAACGACCGGAUCUAACGUUACUAUUAACGAAGAAGGUUCCUCUUCAGUGUCUGAUGAAGACGACUCGGAACGGUAUCAGCUUGACACCACGGUGUUAAGUAAAUCUGAUGGGUUGUUCGCUGUUCUGUUCUCCAGAUACCAAGAGACCACGGUGUUCUCCUGCUCCCUCUGUCCCCUCUCCUACACCGCGCAGAUCUACCUCCACAAGCACAUCAAGCGGAGCCACACAGAUGAAUAUGUGCGACUGCUGAGGUCUGGAGAGAUCCGAUCAGAGACUCUGGCGCCCUCUAGAGGUCAUGGCAGCAUCAACCAGCACACCCAGACCCAGGCCCAUUUCCAAAGUGCCACGGCCGUGUCAUCCAGGACCACCCUGUCCUGUAAGGCGUCCUUGGAGUGGCGGGAGGAAGUCGGAGAGAAUCACAUGGAACGCCACCAUCACUGCUUCCUGUGCGCAACCAGCUUCCCCUCUGACGACCCCGAGGACCUGCAGCAACCCCAGCAGCAGCUCCUUCCCUCCGACGACCAUCUGGACCAACAGCAGCAUAGCCAGCGGCGGCAACAACAACAACAACAGCAGCAGCAGCUCCUUUCCUCCGACGAACAUCUGGACCAACAGCAGCAUAGCCAGCGGCGGCAACAACAACAACAACAACAAAAGCAGCAGCAGCAGCUCCUUUCCUCCGACGACCAUCUGGACCAACAGCAGCAUAGCCAACAACAGCAACAACAACAACAACAGCAGCAACAACAACACCAACAAACUCCACCUCUACUCCCUGACUCUGGGGACAAACAGCAUCAACACCAGCAGCAACAACAACAGCAGCAACCUCCAACUCCACUUCAGCUCGCUGGGUCUGGGGAGUGGCUCUUCAUCUGCCCAAUGUGUGGCAAAGACUUCCCAGAGGAGGCCCGCCUGAGACAGCACCAGAGCACUCAUUCCGGAACACUCCGGAACACUCUAGAACACUCACACCAGAACACUCAUGACCAGACGGAUCUGAAGGAGCGCCAGCGGACUCGCACCGACGACUGGCCCUACCACUGUUCCCAAUGCGGCAAGAGCUUUGCGCCGGAGGCCAGUUUCAAACGCCACCGACGCACUCACACGGGAGAGAGACCGUACCACUGUACUCAGUGCGGUAAGAGUUUCACCAGAGAGGAUCAUCUCAAACAGCACCAGCGGACUCACACAGGCGAGAGGCCGUACCACUGUCCGCAGUGCGGCAAGAGUUUCACCGAAGGUGGCGCUCUCCGACAACACCAGCGCAUCCACACAGGAGAGAGACCAUACCACUGUGCUCAGUGUGGGAAGAGUUUCACAACAGACGGAACUCUGAAGCGCCACCAGCGCAUUCACACAGGAGAGAGACCAUACCACUGCUCUGAAUGUGGCAAGAGCUUCACACUACAGGGAGACCUCAAACGACACCAGCGCACUCACACAGGAGAGAGGCCAUACCACUGCACCCAGUGUGGUAAGAGCUUCAGUCAGUCUGGCGAUCUGAAGAAACAUCUACGGACUCACAAGAAAGAGACAGCUUCAUAGUCACAGGCUAGGUGAACGUGGACGGAAUUUAUAUAUUCUAGAACUGUUAUGUCAAAAGAAAAGUCCUCAUACUGCAAGUCUAAGUAUGUAUCUUCUUAGUCUGUCCUGAUUGUUGCCAAGACAAGCACGUGGGUGGACAGAACACUUUAGAACACUCCAGCACCAGAACACUCUAGAACACUCUAAAACACUCUGGAACACACUAGAAGCACAAGCAAGUGGGUCGACAGCAAGCGGCAACAUUCUAAUCUGAACUAUUUUUUACAGUCUAUGGUCGACAGUCACAUACAUUUGUGCCUUGACAAUAUUGUUGGUAGGCUACAUUUCUGCAGAUGGUGGUGAAGAAAACAACCUUAACUGAUGUUGUCUCCUCAACUAGUGUUGAGUUUGAAGUUUUAAACAACAAGAGGGAUAGCAAAGAUAGCGUAAAGAUACAGACAGAAAAGCUAAUCAUUCUAGCUAAUAUGAAUGGCAACUUCCACACUUAAAACCACAAAGAAAACGAUAUGGAGAACGAUAUCAUUGGGGAUCACUUCCAGAGCCAUUUUAAGAAUGAUUAAAACCUGAAAGCCAAUCGAAAUCCAUCAAAUGUUAGACAUCACAUUCAUCACCACAAGGAGAGUUUCCUUCUGUGUAGGCGCCAAUGUUGUUAUAGUUAUCGUUAUCUUUAUAGCUAUCGUUCUUGCUGUGAACAGCCCCAAUAGGCUCUUAAUUUGAUGCAUGGGCACAGUGUGAAGUCUUAAGUUAAAAACAAGUCUUAAAACUACUUUAAUUAGGCAAAAUCAAUUGGCCGAUUUAAGGUGCAGUCAGUGAUUGGCUAAUUUAAAAGUGCAGUCAGCAAUUGUGAAUGAGGCCCCGUUAGUUUAUGAUAAUGUUUACAUUUUAGUGUCUUAGGUUGCCUUCACACUGGGUCCGUUUAACUGGACCGUACUCGAGUGCUAUUACUACCCCUAGCCCAGACCCAGCUGGUUCAAAUUACAUUACACAAACACACCUGGGUCCGUUCAUGUCAUAAACACUAUAGCUUCUAUUUACCAAUAUUGCUUAGCAACGUUGCAAAAACGGCAGUUUAUUUCCAGUGGGCUAUACUACGAAUCUCGAUUAGUGGGUUAGCGAGGUAUGCUGUGACACGAAAGUGGUUCUGUUUUAGCAUAGCUGUAUCACCAGGGUGUCUUAUGCUGCGAACCAAACUUAGUCGGAAGCAGGUUAUGUGCUAAGUUAUAGCUCAAAUCGUGUAAAACUACCGCCCACUGACAAAUCAAUUAUCUUGAAAAACGAAGUUCUCAUGUGUAGGAUUCUGUCCUAUAUCUUACAGGUGGAGCUCCGCCUCUACAAACAUUUUGGAUCUUGCAGGUGCUUUAACAGUGUUGUGUGCCACUAUGGACGUGCAUACUAUACAACAUCUGAUGACAAUCGAUUUAAUUGAUGUUAUAGGCUAGACACUA